This is a messenger RNA of Triticum dicoccoides, 600 nucleotides long. RefSeq lists its product as uncharacterized. The record is from RefSeq and is a predicted model, not a curated record. Lineage: Eukaryota; Viridiplantae; Streptophyta; Magnoliopsida; Poales; Poaceae. The coding region runs from base 247 to 582 and encodes 111 amino acids. The transcript is spliced from 2 exons.
GGUUGGUAUCUCAACAUUUCUCCAUUCAAGUCAUUUCCCAUAGUGUUUUUUUCGAAGCACUAACUGCAAAUUUGCAUACUAAUAAUGACCGGAGUAUUUUAUUUACAUCAAAUUAUGUCAAACAGUUUAGAUUGUUCAGUCAUACCAUAGUGUUUAAAAGUUUGGACAUUCUGAAGAUUCAAAUAAAAAUAGCCAUGUGCACAGUUUACUUGAUCAUGUCAAGUUACAGGUGAAAGAGACCCUCUUAUGGGAAUAAUGGAGUACAGAAAUGAUAGUGAGUUCAAAGUAAGGCUGAGAGGGAGUAAUGGGCGAGGAGAUGAACCUAGGAGAGCAAAAUUGAGAACUCCAGCUAAAGCAGCUCCUGCCCAGCGGCGAGGACUUCAGCGGCAGCAGCACCUGUGCAUGGGGAGGAACAGCCCCUGGGCGCGCGUAGGCAGCAGCUCGCCUCCACUAGCGGGCGGCAGCAGAGCACCAGCUCGCCUCCACCAGCGGCCGGCAGUAGAUCAGCACCUCGUCUCCACCAGCGGGCGGCAGCAGAGCACCACCUGGGCGCGCGGGGGCCGGGAGGAGCCCCUGGCGUAGGAGAGGAGCGCGGGGGUG